This is a messenger RNA of Gymnogyps californianus (California condor), 2258 nucleotides long. RefSeq names its product IST1 factor associated with ESCRT-III (gene IST1). Gene Ontology annotation, biological process: protein transport. The coding region runs from base 99 to 1196 and encodes 365 amino acids. The transcript is spliced from 10 exons. NCBI's taxonomy places the organism in Eukaryota, Metazoa, Chordata, Aves, Accipitriformes, Cathartidae. The record is from RefSeq and is a predicted model, not a curated record.
CUUUGCCGCCGUAGCUGCCGCACCAGCUCCGUCGUGCCCCGGGUGAGGUGUGGGGAGUGCCGGCUCCGUGGAUCCCUCCGCACGAGAAAGUGUUUAUCAUGUUGGGCUCUGGGUUCAAGGCUGAGCGCUUGCGAGUCAACCUGCGCCUUGUCAUCAAUCGCCUCAAACUGCUGGAGAAAAAGAAGACUGAGUUGGCCCAGAAGGCAAGGAAGGAGAUUGCAGAUUAUCUGGCAGCCGGAAAAGAUGAGCGUGCCAGGAUUCGUGUGGAGCACAUCAUCCGUGAAGAUUACCUUGUGGAGGCCAUGGAGAUCCUGGAGCUGUACUGCGAUCUGCUGCUAGCCCGCUUUGGCUUGAUUCAGUCCAUGAAGGAGCUGGACUCUGGCCUGGCAGAAGCAGUAUCUACACUGAUUUGGGCUGCACCACGACUCCAGUCGGAAGUGGCUGAGUUGAAGAUUGUUGCUGACCAGCUGUGUGCCAAGUACAGCAAGGAGUAUGGGAAGCUGUGCCGGACAAACCAGAUUGGGACAGUCAAUGACAGGCUGAUGCACAAGCUGAGCGUGGAGGCACCGCCCAAGAUUCUGGUGGAGAGAUACCUCAUUGAGAUUGCCAAGAACUACAAUGUGCCCUAUGAGCCUGACUCAGUGGUGAUGGCUGAAGCCCCUGCAGGCGGAGAGGCAGAUCUGAUUGAUGUGGGAUUCACAGACGAUGUGAAGAAGGGUGGCCCUGGAGGGGGAGGAGGUGGUGGAUUUACAGCCCCGCUGGUCGGUCAUGAUGGACUAGUACCCAUGCCAGUGAUGAUGCCUAUGCCCAUGCCAACACCAAAUCCGCCCUUCUCCUAUCCGCCUCCAAAGGGACCGGAGAACUUCAAUGGCCUACCAGUGGGGACGUACCAGCCUUUCACUAACAUCCAUCCACCACCAAUUCCGGCAACCCCACCAUCAUACGAGUCUAUUGAUGAGCCUAAUGCUGACAAGGACGCUUCUGCACCUGUGGCUGGGCCCGGGCCCAAGUCGGAAGCUUCUCCUAAACCAAGAGCUGGAGCUCCUAAUACCUUUGAUAACUUUGUGCUGCCUGAAUUACCAUCCGUGCCAGAUACGCUGCCAACAGCAUCUGCCGGCGCCAACUCCUCUGCCUCUGAAGACAUUGACUUUGAUGAUCUUUCUCGGAGAUUUGAGGAGCUAAAGAAGAAAACAUAAAACGGACUGGGCUGUAACUCCAAUGUGAGGGGCAGGAGCUGCGACAGCUGCUUCUCUCUGAAACAGACUCCCCUUGAAACUGGUUUCCUGUAUUAACCUCAAACGAAUGCGCUCUUCUUUUUGAGCUCUCUUCCUGCUGUACUUAAACCAAGUGCUGCCGCUUUCCCGAUCUUUGUUGCUCCAGGAGGUGAGCUGUGGGGAAUCUUGUGAGAGUGGAGCAGGGAACAGCCCCUGUCGGUCUGGGUAGCUGUGCAGGAAAGCUGUGCGUGACGUUCUGGGUGCCAUUCCUGGCUGCCUCUGCAGCGGCUCUGUGCCCCCUCCCACAGAGGAGGGAGGUGAAGGCUGGAACGGGACGGGGCUUUCUCCUCUCCACUGGUGGUCUCAAGGGCAGCGUCAUCCACAAGCUGCCCCUCUCCGCUCUGUGGCCUGUGCAGUAAGGGUGAUUAACUCCCUUUGCUAAGAGUUCUAACUAAUUGUGGGGCUGAGGCAGGGAAUAUGGUCACGAGGAGACGUGGCAUUGCCCUUGGGGCUGUGCAGUACGCUGGCACUUCUGCCAUCUCCCUAGCUCCGGCUGUAUCUGGUUGCAGUUUGCCUGAUAUCCUCUCUUGUUCCCCGCUGGACUCAGGGGGAGUCCACCUUCUCGGUGGUGGGCUCUGUUCCCCGUUGGCGGGAGGGCGGCACGGUACGGUUUCCUCUUCAGGGGCACGUUCCGCCUGAGCCCGCUGGGAGUGCGGGCUGGCCGGGCAGAGGGCUAGCGGGGCGACGCGGCCUGUGCUGGCUGUGCCGGCUGCUUUCUCACCGGGGAGCUGAGGUCAAGGGGACUCGGAGGGGACACGCGGCAGCAGCUUUGCUUACCCUGGGCGAGGGGACGGCGGGGCUGGGCGCCGGCAGAGCGCUCUGCAGCUGGGGCGGCUGCUGCCGUCGGGCAGUGCCACCGCUGCGUGUGGCGUGCUCUCCUCUCUGUAACGUACCUGUACGUAACACUUUCACACAACUUUUCUUCGGAGUUUUUGGUUGAUUUGUCUCCUACGGGUCGGUUCCUAAUAAAGUCUGGGCUUGUGA